This is a messenger RNA of Fusarium venenatum, 1050 nucleotides long. RefSeq lists its product as uncharacterized. NCBI's taxonomy places the organism in Eukaryota, Fungi, Ascomycota, Sordariomycetes, Hypocreales, Nectriaceae. The record is from RefSeq and is a predicted model, not a curated record.
AUGGCUUACGCACGCUCUAGAAGAAAAGCUGCAACUCCUGUUCCAACAGGUCCCAAUUCGCCAGCCACUCCCACCAGACAAGAGUCACCCUUGCAGACACUGGAACCUCUAGCUCGGCCGCUCAAGAGGAAGCGGAACAGGGAUGUCGACGACAGUCCAGUUCCGUUGAAGCUCAGAAAAAAGAGCACAGCGCCACUGGAGACUUCUCGAACUCGAACUCGGCUGUCCAAGCCAGACUCGGAAUCGGAUCCCAAUUCUCGUCAUUCUCAAAGCUCUACUGGUCCAGACGCUGCGAUUAUCGAAGAAAACGAAUCCAAAAACGAACAACACCCUGCCUAUGCCCAUGUUCACAAACUGUUCAAACAUGAUGUUGUAGCAAAAGAUGUGUCUGAUGACAAUCAACACACAGGUCUCGAAUACUUCCAGGCCUUUCCCCACGACCCACAAUCAACACUUUGCGUUGAACACUUUCUUUCUCUUGCAGAAAAAGACACGACGACCAGGCCUGACUUUUCAAAUUUGGCUCUGCCUGUCUGUGAAGAAACAUGGACUAUCAAGGAUUUCCAAAGCUUCAAAGAUGAACUGAAUGAAAAGAUCACAGACACCACCAAGUCAGCAUAUAUCAGAGAGUACUACCGAGUGGCACACCUUACUGGAUCCAAGCCCAGGUGCGAAAUUUUUGACACAUCAGCUAUUGCUUACUUUUCUAUGUGCGCUCAGUCCCCGGAUUUUCAACCUCCUGCCAACGGUAUUCACGACACUUUUUGGGACAUGCAAUCCUUUGAAGAUUUCAUGGCCAAUGAUGACAGAAUGAUUCGUGAGACACCUGACGAAUGCAAAAGUCCCGUUCCAGUGAUACCUCAAGGACUCGAUGAGGAGAUGAAAGGCAAGUACAAAACUUUUCUUUUGACUCGAGGAAUCGAUUUGGAGAGUCCUCACAUCAAAUGCGAUCAUGAAACAUCCGUUACGAUUCUAGGAACCGAUGAGAAGAGUUCUUACACCGAAUGUGAGGAUUGUGGUCACAGACGAGAGGUAAGUAUACAUAUGUAA